Messenger RNA from Erpetoichthys calabaricus (reedfish), 1435 nucleotides. RefSeq lists its product as uncharacterized. NCBI's taxonomy places the organism in Eukaryota, Metazoa, Chordata, Cladistia, Polypteriformes, Polypteridae. The coding region runs from base 121 to 1281 and encodes 386 amino acids. The transcript has 3 exons. The record is from RefSeq and is a predicted model, not a curated record.
GCCGAAGUGUAUAAAUUGCAGAUGACUUACUAGCUUAUAUAUUCUCUUAAUACUCUUGCCUCUAAGCAGUGCCAAAAUAUCAACUGAAGCGGUAUUCAGCCAGCAACUGAAUGCACAAAUAUGGCUCUAUUUGGGAAGGUCCUGGAGCCGGUGGGCUACAUGCAGACAAUGCGAGCCUUGGUGCUGGGCAUCUGCUCAUUCUUGGAUGGCUCGGCCAAAGUAGACGAGAUUGAUUUUGUGAAAAAGAAUUUGGAUCUGAUUGAUCGGGAGCUGGGUACAGGGCAAGGACUUCUGAAGGAUGCAGAGGUGCAUAGCUUUGAAGAUGAUGUGGUGGUGGUGUACUACCAGCUGGGGGCAGUCAUCAGAGCAGAGCGUGAGCACACCAAGACAGAGACAGAAGUCUUUCUGCGCUAUGUGUCAGAGUACCGUCUGGAGAGACAGCUGACAGCUCUCUACAAUCGGCUAAUGGGGGUCUCAGUGUUGACAAACCAGCCCACGCUACUUGACAACAUUGUGAGAGACUAUCAACCCAAGCGCUGGGAAAUGAGAGAAUUCUGUGAGAAGGUGAACUUUGUCCUUGGUACCGGUUUGUUGUGCCUGUUCACUCAGGCCUCACUGACAGGCAGGGAUCAGGCCCUGCUCAUUAAAACUUGGUCUGAAAAGAUGGGAGCCCUCUACAAGAAGAUGAAGGCAGUCUCCUGUCAGUGUGCAGGUUACUUUCAGGAGCAAGCCAAAGCCGAUGUCAGCAGACUGUUGCAAGUAGGAAAAAAGAGGGAAACCUUAUGGGAGGAGCAGGCCUCAACCAUCCUGAAGACUCUUGAGAAAAACUAUGAUUGGCUGCGCUGGGCAGUAAUGAUACACAAGGAAAGUAGAAAGGUGGAGGAAGAGAAGCAGAAUGAGCAACCUGAUGUAGAGAAAAGCACAAGUAAGAAUUUCAUUUGUGUUGGGGACUCGUCAGGUGAGCAGGUAGUCGUUUGCUACCGUGACACUCCAUCUUCUCUGGACAAGAGCCGCAUUCACCAGCUGAUUGUAGACUUGGAAUGGAAGAUUCCUAACCCUCCACCAGAUGUGUAUGCCACCAUUGAAGCUGACCCAAUGUACGCCCGUUCUUACCUGGCAAGCAGAAUGCAACAGAAGCUGGAAGAAGGCCUUGGCGAAAAUGUAUUAGUACACGUGGUUCCUGACAAGAUGGAAGUGAAGUGUAACUUCCCCCAGGCAUCCUUUUUUCAGUAUGAAUAUAAACAUCGUCUAGCCUCUGGGACAGUGUGUGUUUUUGGGUAAAAAGAAUAAUUUAGAAGGAAGGACAUGGAGAUUUUCAAGAAGAAAAGGCAGGAUGGGUGGUGCAUGGCUUUUCUCUGUGGAGCGGAUGUUUUUCCAAUAUUGAGUUUAGUGUUUCUUUGUAAUAAAAUUCCUUUACUAUUUAUUAAUAAAUCAG